Messenger RNA from Chelonoidis abingdonii (Abingdon island giant tortoise), 1481 nucleotides. Lineage: Eukaryota; Metazoa; Chordata; Testudines; Testudinidae. The record is from RefSeq and is a predicted model, not a curated record.
ACACCUAGCUGCUGGGCAGAAGAGGGAUCAGAAAAGAGAUCGCAUCAGCGUUCAGCAUCAUGGGGGAGUGCUGAUCAACUAAAAGAGCAGAUUGCCAAAUUGAGGCAGCAGCUCCAACGCAGCAAACAAAGCAGUCGUCAUAGUAAAGAAAAAGAACGUCAGUCACCGCUCCAUGGCAACCAUAUAGCAAUCAGUCAGACUCAGGCUUCUAUCUCAAGAUCAGUCCCUAUGCCACUGUCAAAUAUUUCAGUGCCAAAAUCAACUGUUUCACGUGUGCCGUGCAAUGUAGAAGGAAUAAGCCCUGAAUUAGAAAAAGUAUUCAUUAAAGAAACCAGUGGAAAAGAAGAAGUAUCCAAGCCUUUGGAUAUUCCUGAUGGUCGAAGAGCACCCUUGCCUGCUCAUUAUCGUAGCAGUAGCACGCGUAGCAUUGAUACACAGACUCCCUCUGUCCAAGAGCGCAGCAGCAGCUGCAGCAGCCAUUCACCAUGUGUCUCUCCCUUUUGCCCUCCGGAAUCUCAGGAUGGGAGUCCUUGCUCAACAGAAGAUUUGCUAUAUGACCGUGAUAAAGACAGUGGGAGUAGCUCACCGUUGCCCAAGUAUGCCUCAUCUCCCAAACCAAACAACAGCUACAUGUUCAAACGAGAGCCCCCAGAGGGAUGUGAGCGAGUGAAGGUCUUUGAGGAAAUGUCGUCUCGUCAGCCUGUCUCAGCCCCGCUCUUUUCAUGCCCUGACAAAAACAAGGUUAAUUUCAUCCCAACCGGAUCAGCUUUCUGUCCUGUAAAACUUCUGGGUCCCCUACUACCUGCUUCUGACCUGACUCUCAAGAACUCUCCAAACUCUGGUCAAAGCACAGCUUUGAGCACUCUGACUGUUGAGCAACUUUCAUCUCGGGUCUCCUUCUCAUCUCUGUCAGAUGACACCAGCACAAUGGACUCUACAGAGGUCUCAGUACAACAGCCAUCCCAACAGCAGCAGCCGCUUUUGCAGGAACUUCAGACUGAAGAACUCUCCUCUCCUCAGAGCUAUGUGGUAAUCUAGACCAAGGUAGAGCAGGCCUCUGCCCUGAAACAAGGACUGGGGAGUCUAUACUAAUACAUCUGCAUGGAGAGGCAACCUUUUCAGAACAAAACAAAAUACUUAUCAGCAUCUUAAAAAUAUCUCAAUAGUGUUCUUGGCAGGGACAGAACUCAUACUCAGCAUUUUUUUGUGAAAAAGCAGUAAUGCUUGCAAAAACCGUGCAUCAUUAAGCAUUUAAGUGGAGACUAUGCAUUUCAUAGUAUGACCAGAUUAGUACUGUCUUGUGUUCUGUUUCAAAUUCUACAGUAUAAAUAAGCUCUGUAUCAAAAAAGUUGCCUGUCUGAAUAGAAAAUGUCUUGCUGUGUUGUGUCCUAUGGAAAAUACUGUACUUCAGGAUUAUGUUUACAAUUGAUCCAGGUGUUUAUGUUUCUAACUUCUGUAAUACAUACAAUGCAAAAAAAAAA